Alternaria ethzedia is the source of this 1260-nucleotide messenger RNA. RefSeq lists its product as uncharacterized. Lineage: Eukaryota; Fungi; Ascomycota; Dothideomycetes; Pleosporales; Pleosporaceae. The transcript has 3 exons. The coding region runs from base 1 to 1260 and encodes 419 amino acids. The record is from RefSeq and is a predicted model, not a curated record.
AUGUCCGGUUCCCAGGAGAACGAGGUAUUCCACGUCCACUAUUAUUGGCAUAACAACAGCAGCAUUGUCUACAGCAAAUCAGAAGAAUCGCUGAAUUUGAUGUGGGCGGAUCUGUCGAAUUACUGUAAAGAUCACAGAGGCGAUCGAUUCAAUGAAAAGAGACUCGCCGAUGAAUUAGCUAAGGGGCUCGGCGAUGGCACACGAGAACACCUUGCCAAAGACGACCAAGACAUAGAGUUUUUUAGCAUAAGACACGAGAAGCAACCCAACAAGCCGGUCGCAGACGCGCUUCAAUCACCCUCUCCGCCCAAACUAUGUAUCUACCAUACGCAGAAGCUUCGUCAAGCUUACAUGUCGACAGCUGCGGCAGAGAAGGUCGUGAUCAAAGAUCUUGCGCAUGACUAUUCCAAGAUCAUUUUAGCAUGGCAGAAUGGGCAUAAAAGCUUGGAACAGGGAGAUGAUUUCAGAAGCUUUAUCAACGAGUCUGAUGCCAUUGAACAUGCGAAGAACGAGCUUCGCAAAGGGCAAGAAGAUGGAAGAGAGUUUAAAGAGCUGCGCCCGACGGCAUGGAAAGAUCUGUGCGCUGCGAAAGGUAUCAUGGAGAUGCCCUCCGACAAAGACUUCAACCCCGACAGGGACCUCGUUUACUUACAAGUAACCUACCGCAAGAAGAGAGAUUUAAUCGGGCCCUACUUGAUCACCGACCGCGGUCUUGACGCAGCACGGAAGCGUCUUCUCAACCUUUGCAAACUAAACAUCGAAGGAAUGAACGAUAUCCUACUUGCAAGGAUCGGAGACGAGAUAAACCAGUCGGGCUUCAACUUCCAAGCUCUCAAAAAGCGCCGGAAUAUAGCGGGCGAUCAAAACCGCGAGGGUUUUGGGGUCAGCAGCUUGUUGUCGUCCAGCUCUGAAGUCGUGGAAAAGAUCCGCGAAUGUGAAGAAAAAGGAGAGAAAGCAGAUUUGUACACUGUUUACUCGUGCAGCAUGCACAAAAAAGAGUUGGUAGAUUGGCAAGAAUGCUUCGUACCAUGCAAAAAGGCUGAAGACAUGCUCAUUUGGCCUUGCAAGCAGGGAUCGAAUGGUGUUGAAACUCGGUUGAGUAGCAUUGGUGCCCAGACCGGAUCAUUGUUGACAGCAUGCGACGAGAUGAGGGAGCUAAGCCAAGCCGUGCCAGACACGAAGAAAUGGCUCAAAGAUUAUUCGAGUAUGCGACAGGUCAUGAUAGUUUUGAGUGUUGUCGCGAACGAUGCCGAGGGAUAG